AUGGAAUUCUGGGAUAAGAAGAAAUGUAGAUCACGAGCUCGCUUUGAAGAGGAAUGUCUUCCUGACUUUUAUGAGAGCUGUCAGUACAAACCCCAUCUGAAAUGUAUCGUGUCAGAUAAUGCUGAGAGGUACACUUGUCAGUGCGGGGAAGAUGACAGUGUCUAUUGGGAUUCUGUUGUCAAAGAAUGUAAACCCAGACCUGACCAUUCUGAACAAUGUCAACCGGAUAUAGUAAAUAGUUGCAGACAUCAUCAUCAGCUCAAGUGUUUACCUUCAAUGUCGUCAGCUUUCCACACAUGUCAAUGUGAAAACACAAAUGAAACGUACUGGGAUUCUAAAGCCAAACUCUGCCUCAGACGGUUCGAAUAUGGAAAUGAAUGUAACAACAACGUUACAAACAGCUGUUUACACAGUGGUCAUCUGCAAUGCUUAGAAUCUGAGUUUCCCGGUAAACAUAUUUGUAGAUGUGUAAAUGAGACUACCCAUUUUUGGAACCCAAACACUAAUUCAUGCCUAGCACGGCCAGAGCAUGGCGAUCACUGCUCAAAGGAUUUCAUAAAUAGUUGCAAACAUAAUGAUGAACUGGUGUGUCUGAUAUCGUCAAUAAGUGGUGACUUCACCUGUCAAUGUGACGACGAAGAAAAGAAAUUUUGGAAUACAUUGAAAAAACGAUGUAUAACCAGACCGUCAUUCGGCGAUCCAUGCAAACCGAGUUUUGUGGAAAGCUGCAUGUUUCCAUCCGAGUUAAAGUGUAUGAAGGUGGAAGGUUCCGACAACUUUACAUGCCGAUGUUCAAACGAGAAGGAAACGUUCUGGAAUAGCUUAUAUGAAGUGUGUUCGGACAGACAAGGAUAUGGAGAAACGUGUGACGAAGAGUUUCCCGAGAGUUGUCUGUAUUCACCUGAGUUGGUCUGUCAGCCACAGGCUGGCUUUGGAGAGAGUAUCUGUCAGUGUGUUGAUGAGUAUUUAACUUACUGGGACCCGAUAACGAGAGUAUGUAAAUCACGUCCAGAUUUUGGAAAUACAUGUGAAGAACAAGAGAGUUGUAAAUUCAACUCGCAGUUAAAAUGUAUUCAGUCGCCAAACAAGGACGUAAAGACAUGCCAAUGCGACAAUUCGGAUAUAUACUUCUGGAAUCAAAAUAGCUCUGUAUGUUCUAAACGGUCAAGCUAUGGAGGAAGUUGUUUACCUAGUACAUCUCGCAGUUGUCUCCACGAUAGUGAACUGAUGUGUUUGUCAACUGAUACCGACGGUUCUCAUUCAUGCCAAUGUCCUCAUGAUGACGCAAUGUAUUGGGACUCCAUUGUUUUCAAGUGCAAAGAAAAAGCAAUAUUCGGUGCUCCCUGCGAUGAUAACUUCACUGAGAGUUGUAGUCAUAGUGACCAUCUGAAAUGUUUACCUUCCCUUUCUGGUAAUACAACAUGUCAAUGCGAAAACGGAACACAACUAUUCUGGAACCCCGAGACAAACAAAUGCCUUACAAGACCGGGAUUCGGAGAGAGUUGCGAUUCAGAUUACAAAGACAGUUGUCAGUACAACGAGUAUCUACAGUGCAUUAUGUCCAACACCUCUGGCACGUAUGAGUGUCAAUGCCCAGAUGUGGAAAAUAAAUAUUGGGACAAUUCCGUACAUACGUGCAAGACAAGAAAAGAGUAUGGCGACAAAUGUGAUGCAGAACUUCAUGACAGCUGUAAACAUUCUUCAGAGUUACAAUGUUUGUUAGAUAUAAGCAAUGGCUCGUUUUCGUGUCAGUGUAUGGAUGAGUCAGCUUUAUACUGGGACAUUGAUACUGCUAGCUGUCGUGAGCGACCCGGAUACGGUACCUCAUGUGAUGUCAGAUAUAUUGAGAGCUGUCAAUUCCAACCUCAACUAAAAUGUGUUUGGGAUGAAGGCCAAAAUGUGUCUACCUGUCAGUGCAAUGAUGAGUCAACGACUUUCUGGAGUCAGGAAAAUUCGACUUGUUUUCAAAGACCUGUGUAUGGCGGAAAAUGCAGGCCUAAUUUCAGAGAAAGCUGUAUUCACAAAGAAUAUCUUGCCUGUAUAUUCGAUGAAUCAGGACAAAGCACUUGUUUGUGUAAAGAUGAGAAUUCCACGUAUUGGGAUACUGUUGAAUCAAUUUGUAAACUCCGACCUGAAUAUGGGGACUCUUGUGACGCCGAUUUCAUCGAUAGUUGCAAAUACCAAGACGAGCUUCAGUGUCUGCCUUCCGGUGUAGCUGGUAACAACUUCACAUGCCGUUGUCCAGACGAAGAAAACAUGUUUUGGGAUUUCAAUUCAAACUCUUGUGAAUCAAGACAAGACUAUGGCUCGACCUGUCUUCCUGGCGUUCAAGGUAGUUGUCACUAUGAAGAUCACCUCAAGUGUUUAGAAAAAGAUGGGAAGUAUACGUGUCGUUGUGAACGCGAGGACGAAAUAUUCUGGGACCCCUAUAUGAAGUCUUGUGAAUCAAGACCAGAGUAUGGACAACCAUGUCAGUCAGAAUUUCCGUCUAGUUGCAAGCAUAAUACAGAUAUCCGAUGCUUGAAACUCGGUGGAAGAGGCAACUCCACAUGCCAAUGUAUAAACGAGGAUAAGACCUUCUGGAAACCUGAUGAACAUAAAUGUUUUUCGAGGCCAGAGUAUGGGGGACUAUGCUAUCACAAUGGAAGUUGUAUGUAUAACACAUAUCUGGAAUGUGUUCGAUCUGACGUAUCGGGGGAACACACAUGUCUAUGUAUGGACGAAUCGGUACAGUACUGGGAUCAGACGGUAUCUACAUGCAAGUCAAGACCUGAAUACGGAAAUGAAUGUGACGCUGAGAAACGAAACAGCUGUAAAUACGAAGCAGAAUUACAGUGUAUAACGACACGCAAUGAUACAACACGUUCUGUUUGUCAGUGUCCAGAUGAACUAGCGACAUACUGGGAUUCAAUAGUCAAGAAAUGCACUGCACGUCUCACAUAUGGUGGUUUGUGUGACCCAAACUUCCCAGAAAGCUGUAAAUAUGACAAGGAACUUUUGUGCCUGCAAUCUGAUACGGGAAACUACACGUGCCGAUGUGAACAUGAGAACGCAACAUACUGGGACCCGGAUGAAAAAACGUGUAGUGCAAGGCCAUUAUACGGGGACCCAUGUGACGUUAGGUUGGCAGAUAGCUGUAUACACAAUACAAAUUUAAUAUGCCUAUUUUCCAAUUCCACUGAAAACAGUACUUGUCAAUGUGAAAAUGAAAGUUCCACUUUCUGGCAUCCGGUGGAUACCGUGUGUAAACCACGACCGGAAUAUGGAGAAGACUGUGACUCAACAUACCCAGGUAGCUGUAGCCACAAGUCACAAUUACUGUGCUUGCCAACUGGAGGAAAUGGGUCUUAUACCUGUCAGUGUAAUGAUGAAAAGGAGUUAUAUUGGGAUGUGUCAACCUCAACAUGUAAACAAAGACCACAAUAUGGAGAUGCAUGUGACGUCAGAUUUAAGGAUAGCUGCAUGUUUAAUGAAGAGUUAUUGUGCCGUACUGGAGCGAAUAAUACGUCUACCUGCGUGUGCCCAAAUGAGACACAGUCGUUCUGGAACAAUGAAGAAUCAAAGUGUAAAAACAGACCAACUUAUGGAGGGGAAUGUGACGCUAACUUUCCUGAUAGUUGUUCCUAUAACGAGCAACUCACGUGUCUUCAGUCAGAGAAUUCUAGCUUAACAUUAUGUCAGUGUAGGGAUGAAAACUCUACUUACUGGGAUGAAUCAGUCAGCGAAUGUAUACAAAGGCCGGAAUAUGGCGGCGUCUGUAAUCCGCAACUUCCAGAAAGUUGUAUCUACAAAUCACAGCUUAAGUGUAUGACAACCAACACAACAAACACGUCAAUUUGUCAGUGUGCAGACGAAUUUAUAACCUAUUGGGACCCAAUUGCUGUUGAAUGUAUCAAAAGACCAGAAUAUGGUGAGCCUUGUGUCGGAAAAUACCCUGACAGCUGUCAGUUUAAUUCACAACAGCAAUGUUUACCGUCUGGUCCGCAUGGCAACCACACGUGCAAAUGCGCGGACGAAAUAGCAACUUAUUGGGAUAAUACAAGUUCGUUUUGCAAGAAACGUCCUUCCUAUGGAGCGAACUGUGACCCCCUUUUCGCUGGAAGUUGUGCACAUAACUCAGACCUGUCCUGUGUAACAUCAUUAGAAAAGGGAAAUAAUUCAGUAUGUCAGUGUUUUAAUGAGACAGCAACAUAUUGGGAUUCCAAACAAACCAAAUGUAUAGAACGGCCGAAGUAUGGAUCCAAGUGUGAUACUGAAUUUCCGGGAAGCUGCAUAUAUAAGACUGUCCUCACAUGUGUAUUGAACGAUUCUGGGAACUCAACAUGCCAGUGUGAAAAUGAGGAAGCUACAUACUGGGACUUUAUCGACUUUGACUGUAUACCAAGACCCAAAUAUGGUGAAACCUGUGACAAAGAACACGUCGAUAGCUGUCAAUUCAACUAUGACUUAAAGUGUUUACCAACAGAAUCACUAGGAAACUUUACUUGUAGAUGUCCAGACACAGAUCUCAUGUACUGGGAUAAUGAAAAUCAACAAUGUAAACCACGACCUUCUUACGGAGCUGAAUGCAACUUGGAUUUCCCAGAUAGCUGCAGACAUGGAAACCAGUUAAGAUGUGUCCUAUUUCAAAACAAAUCAAUUUGCCAAUGUCAGAAUGAAAUCGAGACAUUUUGGAAUCCCGUUACAACAACGUGUGAUCAAAGGCCUGGUUAUGGACAAAACUGUCUGUCAGAUUACCAUGAGAGCUGUCAUUAUCAGGAACAGCUCAAAUGUUUGCCAACCGGGCCUUUAGGAAAUCAUACUUGCCAAUGUGGGAAUGAAAAUUCUACUUAUUGGGAUAGUGUGAUCACGGAAUGCAAAGACAGACCGGAAUACGGUGAGACCUGUGAUAGAAACAUUCCGGAUAGUUGUAACCAUAAUUCUUAUUUAAAGUGCAUAUUGUCGGUUGAAACAAAUACAUCAACAUGCCAAUGUGCGGACGAAAGCGAAUCCUUCUGGCAUGGCACCACAAAAGAAUGUAAACAAAGACCUAUAUACGGUGGAGCUUGUGAGAUCAAUUUUCCAAACAGUUGUGAACAUAAAGACGAGCUGGAGUGUAUAUUUUCGACAAUUACUAAUAAAUCUGUCUGCCAGUGUUCCAACGAAAGCCGAUCUUUUUGGAACGCAGAAUUUUCCAAAUGUUUGAAACGACCAGAGUAUGGUGACGCUUGUGACAGUACACACGUCAGUAGUUGUGCAUACAACAAUGAACUGGCCUGUCUUUAUGACAGUGUCACCGAUACGCAUGUCUGUCAAUGUCGGAGUGAAAACAUGACCUACUGGGAUCCGACAAGCGCCGACUGUAAAACAAGACCAGAAUUUGAAGGGCAGUGUGACCUUGGUUUUCCAAAAAGCUGUAAGCACAAUGACCACUUAAAAUGUUUACUGUCGGAAGUAACAGGCAAACCCACUUGCCGUUGUGAAGAUGUCGACCUUUUAUACUGGGAUCCAAAAUUGCACAUAUGUGAAACAAGACCUGAAUAUGGUGAAAACUGUUCAAAAGAACUUGAAUCAAGUUGUAUGUACAAUGACCAACUUCGGUGUGUGCUUAACGGAAUAUCAUCAGACUACGUUUGUCAGUGUGAUGACGAAAGCAACAAGUAUUGGGACAAAGUCGAUCUAAACUGCAACAAGAGACCAGGCAACGACGAUAUCUGUGAUGCUAAUUUUCCGUUGAGUUGUUUACAUAAUGAUCAUCUGAAGUGUUUAUUGGAUGUCGCUACGAACACUUCUUUCUGUCGCUGUAAAAAUGGAGAAGAUUUUUAUUGGGACAGCAACACAAACACGUGUAAACUCAGGUCGGGAUACAACGAAAUCUGCGAUCCAAAUAUGCAAAACAACUGCAAAGGAUACACGGGUAUGGAGUGUCUUCCUUCGACGAUGCCAGGCAAUUUCUCCUGCAUUUGUAAACAUGAAUCAACAAUGUUCUGGGACUCAGCUAACUUAGAAUGCAAAAAAAGGCCUGGCUUCGAAUCUGAAUGCCUGUUAGAAUUUCCUGACAGUUGUUUGAGUAGUGAACAUCUGAAGUGUCUAAAGGAUAGUGUCACUGGAGAACCUGUAUGUAGAUGUACAGAUCAGCAGUCCCUAUUCUGGGACGGAGCUGUGAAUCAAUGUAAAACAAGGCCAGAUCAUGACGGUGUCUGCCAGGCCGAGUUGCCAGACAGUUGUAAACACAAUGAACACCUAAAAUGUAUAGACGAUGGUGAUGGCAAAAAUGGCACAUGCCGCUGUCAGAACGAGAGUCAGCUUUACUGGGAUUCAUCCACCUUCCAAUGCAGACCAAGGUCUGGAUACGAACAAACAUGCAAUCCAGAUUUACCAAACAGCUGUAAGAGACAGGCGUUGCUGAAAUGUCUUCAAGUAGGAACAUCAGACGAAUUCUCAUGUCGAUGUGAAGAUGAAAAUAAACUGUUUUGGGAUUCUUACGACGCAAUAUGCAAAAAACGACCUAAGUACGGAGCCAGCUGUGAUUCUGGUUUCCCUGGAAGUUGUCAGCCAAAGUCAGAACUCUUGUGUGUUCUCGGGACUACUGGUGGUGGACAUAAAUGUGAAUGUGCUGAUGAAAGAAACACGUUUUGGGAUCCGAAUUUGAUGCAGUGUAAACAAAGACCAGAGUAUGGACAGACCUGUGAAGCCAGUCAUGCGGAAAGCUGCAAACAUAACUCACAUUUAAUUUGCAUAAAGUCUGGGAAAACUGGAAAUUACUCCUGUUUAUGUAAUGAUGAAAAAAACCUAUUCUGGAAUGCAGCAGAAUCCGUAUGCAAAUUACGACCACUAUAUGGCUCACAAUGUCAAGCUGGAAUGGUUGAAAGCUGUGUUCAUAAUGACCAAUUAGCGUGUAUAAAAACACAAACGGGAAACCACGAGUGUUUAUGUAAAGACGAAGGCGCAACCUACUGGGACAAUACCAUCCGUACAUGUCGCCCAAGACCUCAUUAUGGAGAAGCAUGCAAUUCCAAUUUACCCGCGAGUUGCGCAUUUAAUUCGGAUCUCGAGUGUAUUUUAUCUGACACGGGGGAUCACAUAUGCAUGUGUGCAGAUGAAAAUGUCACCUUUUGGGAUCCAUCCACAUCAAAAUGCAAACAAAGGCCGUACUAUGGAUCAGUGUGUCAGCCAGAUCAUCCGGAAAGCUGCCUAUUCAAUGAUCAGCUGCAAUGUUUGGCUCUUGAUAAUGAAAACAAGUCGACAUGUCGGUGCGAAAAUGAGACCGCAUCUUACUGGGACCACACUUCAACAGAAUGUAAACCACGUCUACAGUAUGGCUCUGACUGCAAUCCGGAUUUAUUGAACAGCUGUGAACACAAGACAGAUCUAAAGUGUUUGCCCUUUGGUAAUACUAGUCAAUACACGUGUCAAUGCGCAGACGAAACUCAGACUUUCUGGGACGGGGAUGAGCUAAGUUGUUCGAAUCGAACACAGUACGGGGAUACAUGCAAUUCCGAUUAUGUAGAUAGCUGCAGGCAUAACAAGGAGCUGAGCUGUCUACCAACCGCCAAUUCUGAAAAUUUCACGUGCCAGUGUAAAAAUGAAAACGAUACUUUUUGGGAUAGAAAGAUGACAUCAUGUAACCAAAGACCUGAAUAUGGGGAUGUUUGUAAACCGGAACUACCAAACAGUUGUGUUCAUAAUGCCCAUCUGCAAUGUAAACCAGGUCCAACGUCAGGAAAUUAUACUUGUCAAUGUAUCAACGAGACAUCUACCUUCUGGGAAUCAACUGUUUCAGAAUGUUCUCCGAGACCAAGGAACAGACAAAGUUGUGAUUCUAGCUUCCCAGACAGUUGUCAGUUUAAUUCAGAGCAGAAAUGUUUAUAUUCAAACGAAAGUGGACAACAUAUUUGUCAGUGUGCUAAUGAAAUAUCAACAUACUGGAUGGGCGGAAACAAUAAAUGCGAAAAUAGACCUGAAUACGGAGAAGAAUGCCUUCAUGAGUAUAGUGACAGUUGUCGGGAUAAUAUUUACCUGACAUGUGUCCUAUCUAACACAACAGGGAAAGCAACAUGCCAAUGUAUUAACGAAACGGCAACAUUCUGGGAAUCGGCAAAGUCUGAAUGCAAACCAAGACCAGGCUAUGGAUCACAAUGUCAAUCGGAGUUCCCCGAAAGCUGUAGUCCUCAGUCAGAACUGGAAUGUUUGACAUCCGAUGAUGAAGGAGUCCAUGUAUGCCAGUGUAAAAAUGAAACUUCUACAUUCUGGGAAUCUUCCAAAAUGGAAUGUAGCACAAGGACCUUAUACGGAAAUGAGUGUUUACCAGAAUAUUUGAAUAGCUGUGAGCAUAGUUCGGAAUUACAAUGUCUUUAUUCCAACCAGUCUCAAACAUUUGUUUGUCAAUGUAACGACGAACAAACCACAUUUUGGGAUCCAACUUCCUCCAAAUGUAGAUCGAGGAAGCAAUAUGGUGCAUCAUGUCAAAGAGAUUUCCCAGAGAGCUGCCAACCACAGUUCCAGCUAGAAUGUUUACCAUCAGAUGACUCUGAGAACUACACAUGCCAAUGCCGAAAUGAAACCAUGACCUACUGGAAUCCUUCUUCUGAACGCUGUAAUUCUAGACCUCAGUACGGAAAUCAAUGUCUUGGUGACCUAGAGGAUAGCUGUUUAUACAACAAUGAACUGAGCUGUCUCUAUUCAGAGUCUUCUACAGAAUAUAGAUGUCAGUGUCAUAACGAAACAUCUUCGUAUUGGAAUCCGGAGGAAAAUCGAUGCAACACAAGACCUGAGUAUGGCUCAACUUGUUUACCAGAAUUUCCAAAAAGUUGUCAGUUCCCAAAUGAACUCGAAUGUGUGACAUCAGAAAAUGGAAAUGCAAUAUGCCAGUGUCGGAAUGAAUCCAGUACAUUCUGGAACACAGAUUCAAACAUAUGUACACCGAGGCCUGAACAUGAUGGCAGCUGUGACAAGUCAUUUCAAGACAGCUGCCAACCUGCGAGCCAAUUGCAGUGCCUCCCAAAUGAAGACGGGUAUAAUUUCACUUGUCAAUGUAGAAACAUAUCUGCCGACUUCUGGGACGAUUUAAGCCAUACCUGUCAACCACGUCCAUUGUACAACGAGGAAUGUGAUCCGACAUAUCCCAACAGCUGCGAACACAACAAGCAACUUACGUGCAGUAAAGACACUGAAUCUGGGAAAUACAUAUGCCAAUGUGAUAAUGAAAAUGAAACAUUCUGGCACAAUCAAACCUCGACAUGUAACAGACGACCAGCAUAUGAUAGCCAAUGUUUACCUGAAUUCCCAGAAAGCUGCGCUCACAAUGAUCAAUUAGUGUGCUUAGAAAACAAUGAGGGAAACUUCACUUGUCAGUGUGUGAACGAAACAUCAACAUACUGGAAUCCAAACGAAGCUAUGUGCAUUGACAGGCCUUCCUAUGGACAGGAGUGUGAUACUAAUCUGACGGACAGCUGCUCACACAACUCCCAGCUGGUAUGUAUUGUCACUGAAAAUGGACUUGGUAGGUGUCAGUGUGAAAACGAGACUGGCGACUAUUGGGAUGACAGAAAACAGAUAUGUGACACACGUUAUGAAUACGACCAGAAAUGUACAGUAGGAGGAAUCAAUAGCUGUUCAUUUUCGUCGGAGCUUCAAUGUCUGUUAUCAGCCAAAGACACCGAAUAUACAUGUCAAUGUCGAAAUGAAAACUCGACAUUCUGGGAGUCUGCAGUGUCAAAAUGUAAUCCAAGACCAGUCUAUGGAGAAAACUGUUCGUCAUCGUACCCCGAUAGCUGUCAAUCGAACACGCAACUUAUUUGUUCCUUUUCGCAUGAAUCUGGAACUAGCAUUUGUCAAUGUGCCGACGAAAACACAACGUUUUGGGAAACUACUUUAAGUUCCUGUGAACAGAGGCCUGGCUACGGAAGCUCGUGUGAUGUAAAUUUCCCAGAAAGCUGUCGGUACAAUAGCGACCUAGUUUGUAUGGAUACAGGAUUAUCUGGAAAUGCUAUAUGCCAAUGUAAAGAUGAAAUAUCGACAUACUGGGACAGCAAAUCAUCGCAGUGUAAAACAAGACCAACAUAUGGAUCAUCAUGUGAUAAAGAUAUCCCUGGAAAUUGUGAACACAAUGAACAACUACGAUGCAUUUCAACUGGAACAACGACAAAACACACAUGUCAAUGUGCAGAUGAAGCUAAAACAUUCUGGGAUCCCGAUAGCUCUGUUUGCACAAAAAGGCCGGAGUAUGGCGAUACGUGUCAGGAAAACCUUCGAGACAGUUGUAUGUUUAAAUCUGAUGUGGUUUGUCUACCUUCAACUACGACCGGAGAAUUCAUUUGUCAGUGUGAAAAUGAAACUCUUACCUUUUGGAAUCCCGAUAAACAAUCAUGCAAUGGACGACCAGGAUAUGGUGAUACAUGUGCGUCUGGUCUAACAGAAAGCUGUUUAUAUAACUCCCAGCUGAAAUGUGUGUCGUCUCCCGGCAAAACAUUGUCUAGAUGCCAAUGUAGUGAUGAGAUCGACACCUACUGGGAUUUAAAAACUAGCACCUGUCAAACCCGUCCAGCGUAUGGAGAUGAGUGUGACGCUAAACAAAAGGACAGUUGCCGUCACAAUUCCCAGCUUAAUUGUCUCAAAUCGACAACAACUGGGCUCUAUCAGUGUCAAUGUUCCGAUGAAAAAUCAACGUUUUGGGACAAUACGACAGAGACGUGUCAAGAACGCCCGGCGUACGGUGCGACAUGUAACGCUGACAUUCCAGACAGCUGUGUUCAUAAGGCAGAGCUCGUAUGUGUCGUAUCAAGUACUGGUGAUUCGAGAUGUCAGUGUCAGAAUGAGACGACGACAUAUUGGCAAACGGAAAGAACGAAGUGCACUAAUCGUCCAGGCUAUGGUGACAUUUGCGAGUCCAAAUUUCCUGGCAGCUGUCAACACAACUCGGAUUUGCAAUGUUUGAAAUCAUUAACAGGCAAUGAUUUUAAAUGUCAAUGUAAAAAUGAGGAUUCUUUGUUCUGGGAUCACAACAAAUCUAAAUGUAAACCACGACCAAAAUAUGGCGAAAAGUGUCAGUCUGGAUUUAAAAACAGCUGUGUUCACAACACCGAGCUUGUGUGUUCUCCUGAAACACAAGGGAGUGACAGCACAUGUAGUUGUAAAAACGAAAACAGUACUUUCUGGGAUUCGAAAACAAUGGACUGCAAAAUCAGACCAGAAUUUGGGGAAUCAUGUCAGGCAGAAUUCAAAAAUAGUUGUAACCACAACGCGGAACUACAAUGUUUACCUAACAGUAAUGGGGCUGGUACCAUUUGUCGCUGUAGGGAUACUGAUAUUCAAUACUGGGAUCACAAAGAGUCGACGUGUAAAACAAGACCUACCUACGGAGCCGACUGUCAGUCUGGCUAUCCUGAUAGUUGUAUGUACAAUGAACAUCUGAAAUGCCGGGAGAUGGGUGGACCUAAUAAAUAUUCAUGCAGAUGCGUUGAUGAAAUUCUACUCUUCUGGGAUAACACCACCAAUUCCUGCCAAAUUCGGCCAACUACUACCACGCCUCCACCUGUUCCAAAAGGAUUAUUUUUCAAGGGUGAUGAAGGCGUGCUUGGUGAUAGAAGAGUAACAUCUAAAUGUUAUAUAGAAAAUUUCACCGACUGGGAAUCACUCGUGAUAUCAAGAAAUAACGUAGACAUGAUAACACUGUCGUCAUCUACUGGUAAACUACAGUCUAAUUUCGAUCGAUUUGUGAAAGCCAAACCAAUGAUGAGAGGGAACAAAGCGGGAAUCUUCUUCCGGUUCGGUAGACUACAGUGUAAAGAUGAAGGCACAUACUCAUGCGCGGUUGACGGACAAUAUACUCAAACAGCCCAAAUUGUAGCAAAAACACUCGCCAAAGGAGUUCCAAAACUUUCAUUAGAUGGUGAGAUCUUCGGAGAGAGGCGAACUGUAUUCACUUGUUCUGGUAAUCCGGGAUAUCCAAACGGAAAACUUGGGUGGAAGGUUAAAUUUAAGGAUGAGAAUACGUUUAAAGAUUUCGUAUUCCAUAGCAGCAGAAACGUUGUAACUGACACUGACUGCGUUCGACACGAAGUCGUUAAUACUACUUUUCUAUUCACCAUGAAAUGGAACGGUGCAAAACUACGGUGUCAAGCCAUUGGUUCGAGGCAAUAUGCAGAAGUCGACAUCUGGCUUAUUUCUGAAAAUAUCUGUGACCAUGCCGAACUGAACACAAGAAUAAAACACCCGUAUACCCGUAAGAAGUAUAUCUACUGCUUAGAAGAACGUAUUAUGAGUGAUAAUUGUCCUGAUGGACUGUACUUUGACGAGACAAGGAGAGAAUGUGUACUUGAGAACCAGUCAGCAGAUGCGGAGUUAUACUCUUGUGCUGGCAAGGCACCGGGCGUGGCUAUACCUGAUAAAGUGGAUUGUAAAAAGUACUAUUUGUGUAGCCAUGGAUUUAAACAUUUACGAGAAUGCCAACAUGGAUAUUUCUCAAUGAAUGGCCCACCCUAUUGUGUAAAUAGAUACGCGGAAUCAUUUUGUGGCACAAACAAAAAUAUUUAA
Messenger RNA from Ylistrum balloti, 12513 nucleotides. RefSeq names its product transmembrane cell adhesion receptor mua-3-like. Lineage: Eukaryota; Metazoa; Mollusca; Bivalvia; Pectinida; Pectinidae. Gene Ontology annotation, cellular component: extracellular region. Gene Ontology annotation, molecular function: chitin binding. The transcript has 77 exons. The record is from RefSeq and is a predicted model, not a curated record. The coding region runs from base 1 to 12513 and encodes 4170 amino acids.